Molecule: messenger RNA, 1842 nt
Organism: Caenorhabditis angaria
Lineage: Eukaryota; Metazoa; Nematoda; Chromadorea; Rhabditida; Rhabditidae
Source: the annotation of a GenBank genome assembly
AUGAGCCAGUGGAGCGCAGAAUCCGAGGUUUUGGUGUUUGUUGAGCAGAAAAUCGAAAAAUCUGCCGGAUUUUUGGAGAAAUUCGAGAAGAAAACUGUUUUGACACCAACAGAAUUGGCUAAUGGUGAGGGAUUUUUGAUAAUUUUGAAUUCCUGGAGAAUUUACGUUUCAAAAAAUAUUGAAAUUUUUAUAUUUAUUCAAUUUUUAAUGUUUUUUUUCUCGCUGUAAGUGUAAUUUUUACAAGUUUUUUUUUGAAGGAAAAUUCAUUUGAAAAAAAAAAAAUAAUAAUUUUGGAAUGCAGCUCUUAGGACGCAAAAAAGCCAUUAUAUAGGGAACAUUUUUUUCAACUUCAGAUUUAUUUAAAAAAUUUUAAUUGAAAUCGGGAAUAUCGAUAAAAUGUCUAUAAUUUCUUUUACUUUCAUAGUUGUUUUUGCAGCUCCUCAACAAUCUCAUCAAAUUGUCAUCGAAGCGUCCAACAAUCAAAUUCUAGAACAAUUGACAACAAAAGCAUUCGAAAUUUCAGCCGCUGACGCUGAAAUUCUUGUAUUUUUCGAUGAUUUAUCAGUUGCUCAAAGAAAAUUGCGAAUUGCUGGAUUUUCAAUCACCGGAACACCCCAAAAUUCGCCAAUUUUGGCGAAAAAAACAAUUUCAAGCGGCUCAAAAGUUGCAUUGAAAUUGCCUGAAGUUGUUGCCGAUGAUGAAAUUGUUGAUGAAGAUGGAUUAUUGGAAGAGGAUGAUUUCAAAAAACCGACUGGAGAACAAUUAAGUGCUGGAUGUGCUCCGGAAGAAGGAAAAAAGAAAAGAGCGUGUAAAAAUUGUACAUGUGGAUUGGCUGAAGAAGAAGAAAAGGAAAAAAUGGAUCAAAUCAAACAAGCGCCCAAAAGUAGUUGUGGAAAUGUGAGUUUUUUGAAUUUUUCAUAGAAAUAUUAGUGGAAAAUCGAACUUUCAAACUUCAAUUUUGGUUAUUAACAUAAAUCAAUUUUUCAAAAAAUGCACUGUUUCAAAAUAAUUGAAUAUAGAAAAUGGUUUUAAAGUUUUUUUUUGUCAAAAUCCAAUCUAAAAAGGAAAUAAUAAUUCAAACUAAAUAAUGUUUCCAAUGUUGCGAAAAAAUGCGUAAUCACAAAUUUUGCAAAAAUAAAAUUACCAGAACAAUUUUAGUCAUGAUAAAUUCAAUUUUGAAAAUAAUGAAAUGCUUAUUUUUACCCUAACGAAUUAAUUUUUUCACUGUUUCAAAAUUAUUUUAUAUUGAAUAUUCUCUAGUCUUUUUUGAUAAUCGUUCUUGACGAGUUAACAUUAAAUUACAGCAACAAAACAUGAAAACGCACCUCCGAUAAUUUCAUUUCUGUUUGAAAAUAUCAACAAAAAAAAUCCAGAAUUUUGAUUUUUUUGAAAAUUUAAUUCAGAAAAAUCUCAAUAUUUCAAUAAAGUUUUUGGGGCGUCCAAAAAUCAAAAAAUGAAAUUUUCACACUUGUCCAAUUUGUGUUUUUGCCUGUCCAAUUUUGAUAAAAAUAUGAUCUACUUGUAUAAAAAAAAUUCAGUUUGAACAGAAAUUGGACAGGUGUGAAAUUUUCAUUUUUUGAUUUUUGGACGCCCCAUUUAGGAUUUUUCAAAUUGUUGAGCCUUAUCCAAACCCAAACAAACCCAAACAUCUGAAAAUUCUGUUUACAAGCUUCAAAGAAAAUCUAAAAUUUCACGUCAUCAAAAUUGUCUCAAAAAUCCACUUCAUCUAUUUUUCAGUGUGCUCUCGGAGAUGCUUUUCGAUGUGCUUCUUGUCCAUAUCUUGGUCAACCUCCUUUCAAACCAGGAGAAACUGUCAAACUUGCAAAUGUCGUUGAUUUCUAA